This is a messenger RNA of Rattus norvegicus (Norway rat), 9186 nucleotides long. RefSeq names its product BRD4 interacting chromatin remodeling complex associated protein (gene Bicra). Gene Ontology annotation, biological process: positive regulation of DNA-templated transcription. Gene Ontology annotation, molecular function: transcription regulator activator activity. Gene Ontology annotation, cellular component: nucleus; SWI/SNF complex. NCBI's taxonomy places the organism in Eukaryota, Metazoa, Chordata, Mammalia, Rodentia, Muridae. The record is from RefSeq and is a predicted model, not a curated record.
UGUGUGUGUGUGGGUGUGUGGUUUUUGUGUGUGUGUGUGUGUUUUUGUCCCUUUUUUUAAAAAAGAUUUUUUUUUCUUCAUCAUCAUCAUCAUCAAGACAGGGUCUCAUUAUGCAGGCUGGCCCUGCAUUCAGAGACCCACCUGCCUCUGUCUUCCAAGUGCUGGAACUAAAGAUGUGCUGGGUCACAUGUAGUCCAGGUGAGCCUUAGAUUUGAUAUGUGACUGACUGUUGUUUAAGAUUUAUUUUUAUUUCAAACUAUGUGUAUGGGAUUCCUGUUUGAAUAUAUACACACGAAUUACAGUGCCUAAGGAGGCUAAAACAGGGUAUCAACUCUCUUGGGACUGGAAUUAAGGGCUAUUGUGAGCUGACAUAGGUGCUGGGAACAGAACUUGGGUCCUCGUGUAAAAGUAAUUCAGUCUUAACCACAGAGCUAUGUCUCCAACCACUGAUCCUAAACUUUUGAUCCUUCUGAAUACGUCCAGAAUGCUGGGCUUAUAGGUGUGCAACCACCAUGCCUAGUGUAUGUGGAGCUAGGAAAACUCUAGCAAUGGAACUAUGUCCCCAGCCUCACACAGUGCUUUUUGAAUACCAUGGGCUCUUGUCACUAGCUUGGAAGCCUGGAUGGGCUUUCAGGGAUGCCCAGGAAGAUGGACAUUUGAUCUCCCAGGGCUGUGCCAGCUCUGACUCAGCUUGGGGGCUGUCUUGUCUUGGUUCCUCCACACCCAACCAGGGACUUACAAGUAGCACGUGUUUAAAGCCCUCGCCUAAGAGGUCUGGGUAUUAGUCAUAGUAUCUUUUCAGCAAACCUUUGUUUUUGAGGCAAGGUCUUAUGAAGCCCAGGCUUUGAACUUGCCGGACAUCAGAAAAUGCCUUUGAACCCCCAGCAAACCUAUCUUAUGUACUAAGUGCUGAGUACAAUCCUAGUGGUAGAAGAUAUAUCACAGUGCAGAAAGACCCAGAGCCUAGACCGGUGUGGUAGCACAGCACUUGGGAAGCUGAGGCAAGGAAACAGCCAGUUCAAAGCUAUGUAGCAAGACCUCUUUCUCUAAACACUAAAUUAAAUGAAAUCUGGGACUUGUAGAGCAUGGUCUAGUAGAGAAGCGAGGCUGUAACUUGCUUGCUCUCUGCCUCACCUAAUAAACUAAAGUGGGUGAGAGGCAGGAGGAGUUCAUGGCUCUCAUUGAAUUCCUGAUGCAGCUAGUUAGAACACAUUUUCCAUGUGAAUGUAUGAGCUGAUGUAGAGUCAACCCCUUGGCUUCAAGAUAUCUAGUUCCCCGUCUGUUCCACCUUAAGUUCUGAGUUUUCCGGGGCUGGUAGCUCUAAUAUAGACACCCAAGUGACGCCCAGGUCAGGUCAUUUUGCACAUCAUUUUCAGUAGAUGGUUGGGUCCCACUUCCUGGAUGCAUGAUCUUGGACAAAACGCUUCCCUUUUGGGAGCCACAGUUGUGUUUCUACACUGUGUGAAGUUAUCUACAUCGGGGUUAACUCCUUCUCCUUUGGGCAAGUUCUGAGACUUGAGACAGGCACUCGUGUAGCCCCAGGUAGCUGAGGAGGACCUUGAUCUAUUCUCUAUCUCACAUCUCCCAAGUAUAGUGAUUCUGCAUGUCCAGCCCUCUGAGGGCAGUUCUGGUUAGAAACAUCCUCAGGUCAACCCACUGGGCCAACUACACAAAAAUAAAAGCAAUGUGCACAGUACCGGUUUCCCAAGUGGUCCACACACCUCAAGGCUGUGCAAAAGGAUGAACGCUCUCAGUGCUUCACUUCUGCAAUGGAUUCUACCAAGUCAUCAUAUAAUGGUAGCGGCUGGCACUUUAUGAUGGCUCUAUAAAACCAGCCCAUCAUAUUAAAAAAAAAUACCAAAGACAUUCAUUACAAGCAUAGAGCUCAGAGGACAACUUGUUGGUGCUGUUGGUUCUCUUUCUACCAAUGUGGCUCCUGGGGAUUGAAAUCAUUUUGCCAGGUCUUGUGGACAGCAACUUUACCCACCGAGCAACAAACCCACAAUCAGCAUUUUAGAAAACAGGAAAUAGAGGUACAGAUGAAGUAAUUUACAUCACAUUACACAGCAAGCAAGUAGCAAAGGACAUCGUUUAGCAGGAUCCUGCUCAUUGGUUCAGGGCCCAUAGCUUCCAGCCUCUUACAAUUUUUUAUUGUUGCACCCGGACCUUCAUUUACUAGAAAAACACCCUCAUUACAUAUAUUCUUAGACUUCAUGAAAGCAAUUAAAGAAAUUAAGCCAGUCAUAGUGACACCCAAGUGUUAUCCUAACACCUGGGAGAUGAAUGGAGGAGUUCCAGGCCAGCCUGUGCUUCAUAGCAAGACCUAGCCCCCCCCCCCCAAACAAUUAAAAUGUAUGCUUAAGUAUUAAGGCUAGUGCACCAUGAAAUCAACGAUAAGACUUACAAAACAGAUCGAUCAGUCGUUUAUACAACGCAUUUAUUCGAUACCUACUGUUGUGCACAACGUUUUCUAGAGCUCGGGAGAAAGGGUAUGUGAGACCUGAAUGUUAAGAGAUCAGGCCAGUGCUGUGCAGAAGGGCAGGCCGGGGCGGUCUGGGAACGCGCUGCGCAGUGCUAAAAUGCCCGCUCACCAAGUGCUCUGCGAAUAGACCUGUGAAUCCAAGCGUCACUCAAAGGAUUUUUGAGCUUCGGAUCUGCGCGGCUGGCCAGGCAUGAAGAAGCAGGCUCUCUAGCAGGGCUGACCAUGGUCCUUGCGCCACAGCGGCUCAAAAUCCCCAGGCUCGGAGAGACUUGAUACGCCACGCCUGGAGUCCGGGUCAUCCCCAAUGUUCCCAUCGCCUGGCACCCUCGGGGUCCGAUGCGGGAAAGCACACUACUGUCCCACCUCCUCUAGAAGCCUCGACCGCACUAUCUUUGCAAAUCUUCUGAAGUGCCCUGCGCAUCGUCCCGCAGAAGCCACUAUCUUGGGCCACGGAGCACAAGGGGUCCUCUCUAGGCGGGCCUGGCGCAGGGAUGCGGACACGUACGGAUCCCCCUAGCUCCUCUUCCACUACCAACCGGAAUACCAGCUCCAGGUUGCAGACCUACGGCACCAGAACGGAGCAGGCGCUCUAGCAGCCGGGCUCCGCCAGGAGGAGGGGGCGGUGCCGAUACUCCGUGCUCCCGCCCACAGAGUUUGCAGCUUUUUAUUGGCUUCCAGAUCUGCCGCUCUAGCGCUCUUCACUACGAUUGGUUAGAUGACACAUUAGAGGCGGACCCUUCUGUGGCUCCUCCUCGUAGCUGGGCGGAGGGGAGGAAGAGGAGGAGGAAGGGGAGGGGGGGCGGGACACAAAACCAGCAAGGUUUUUUUUUUUGCAUUUAAUUAAAAAAAUUUUUUUUGCAUACCCCAGGGGCGCUCCCCGGAGCGGGGCGCGGGGCCGGGCCGCGCGGGGCCGCUUCGUUGCAAGGGCGGCGGCGGGCCCGGGCGCAGCGGAGCCGGGCCCCGCCAUGCGAUCAGGCAGUGCGCUGACCGGCCCGGCCGGCCGGCCCCUUCUGGGUCCUCCCUGUGCAGCCCGUGCGGGGCCGUCCCGGAGACCCCGCGCCGACGGCUGCUCAAACAUCAGGCUGGCCCCACAAAGGACAUUGUCAAAGUCCCCAGCCCGGGGCCCUGCAUAGACCUGGAGUGGCCACCCCAUCCUUCCCUUCAUGAUUCGUUCAUAGCACAGUGGAAAUGGAUGAUGAGGAUGGGAGAUGCUUACUAGACGUGAUUUGUGACCCUCAGGCCCUCAAUGACUUCUUGCAUGGAUCCGAAAAGCUGGACAGUGAUGACCUCCUGGAUGCCCCUGUGGAGGCCCAAAGUGCCUUCUAUGAAGGUCCUGGGCUCCAUGUGCAGGAAGCUGCCGGCAACCACCUGAACCCUGAGCCCAGCCAACCUGCCCCCAGCGUGGACCUGGACUUCCUAGAAGAUGAUAUCCUGGGCUCCCCUGCAGCAGGAGGAGGUGGAGGGGGCGGCGGGGGCCCAGACCAGCCCUGUGACAUUCUUCAGCAGAGUCUUCAGGAGGCCAACAUCACAGAGCAGACCCUGGAGGCUGAGGCUGAACUGGACCUGGGCCCCUUCCAGCUGCCCACCCUACAGCCCGCUGACGGCGGGGCAGGUGCUACUGGAGCUGCAGGAGCUGCUGCAGUGACCGCAGGGCCCCAGGCUCUCUUCCCAGGCAGCGCAGAUCUGCUGGGGCUGCAAGCCCCGCCCACUGUACUUACCCACCAGGCCUUGGUGCCACCCCAGGAUGUGGUCAACAAGGCCCUGAGCGUCCAGCCCUUCCUACAGCCCGUGGGCCUGGGCAAUGUGACCCUUCAGCCCAUUCAAGGCCUCCAGGGCCUUCCCAAUGGCAGUCCUGGGGGCGCUACAGCAGCCACUUUGGGUCUGGCACCUAUUCAAGUGGUGGGCCAGCCCGUCAUGGCUCUCAAUCCACCCACCUCCCAGCUCUUGGCAAAGCAGGUGCCUGUCAGUGGCUACCUGGCCUCCGCAGCUGGUCCUUCAGAGCCAGUGACACUGGCAUCUGCCGGCGUGUCCCCCCAGGGAGCCGGCCUAGUCAUCCAGAAAAAUCUUCCAGCCGCAGUGACCACCACACUCAACGGGAACUCAGUCUUUGCCGGGACAGGGUCUGCCACUGCAGCAGCCAGUGGGGCACCCUCGGGACAGCCGCUGGCGGUGGCCCCGGGCCUUGGCACGUCACCACUGGUACAAGCACCCAAUGUGAUUUUACACAGAACCCCUACGCCCAUCCAGCCCAAGCCUGCAGGGGUACUGCCCCCCAAACUCUACCAGCUGACCCCCAAGCCCUUCACCCCCACGGGAGCCACCCUUACCAUCCAGGGUGAGCCAGGCACCUUGCCCCAGCAGCCUAAGGCCCCCCAGAACCUGACUUUUAUGGCCGCAGGCAAAGCUGGUCAGAACGUGGUGCUGUCUAGCUUCCCAGCACCGGCUUUGCAGGCGAAUGUAUUCAAGCAGCCACCAGUCACCACCACGGGGACAGCCCCGCCACAGCCACCCGGGGCCCUCAGCAAACCCAUGAGCGUCCACCUCCUCAAUCAAGGCAGUAGCAUCGUGAUCCCAGCCCAGCACAUGCUGCCUGGCCAGAACCAGUUCUUGCUGCCAGGCACCUCGGCUGUACAACUACCCCAGUCACUUUCUGCCCUGCCUGCCAACGUGGGAGGCCAGAUCCUCACAGCCGCAGCACCACAUGCAGGUGGACAGCUCAUUGCCAACCCAAUCCUCACCAACCAGAACCUGGCAGGCCCACUAAGUCUGGGCCCAGUGCUGGCACCCCACUCUGGGGCACACAGCGCUGCGCACAUCCUCUCUGCAGCUCCCAUCCAGGUGGGCCAGCCUGCCCUCUUCCAGAUGCCUGUGUCGCUGGCCACUGGCAGCCUGCCCACUCAGAGCCAGCCAGCUCCCACUGGCCCCACAGCCACCACCGUCCUCCAGGGUGUCACCCUGCCUCCCAGUGCUGUGGCCAUGCUUAACACACCUGAUGGGCUAGUGCAGCCCUCAACCCCAGCUGCCACCACUGGGGAAGCCACACCUGUUCUGGCCGUUCAACCUGCCACCCAGGUACCCCCUGCUGUCACCACACCACUGCCUAUGGGUCUCCAACAGUCACCGGCACAGCAGCCUCCACAGGCCCCUACUCCACAGGCGGCCACCCAGCCUCAGGCCACCCCUCCUCAGGCCAGUCCAGGCCUGGCAUCCAGCCCAGAGAAGAUAGUCCUGGGGCAGGCGCCCCCUGCGGCCACAACGGCCAUCCUCACUCAGGAUUCCCUCCAGAUGUUCCUGCCCCAGGAGAGGAGCCAGCAGCCCCUCUCUACAGAGGGUCCCCACCUCUCGGUGCCUGCCUCCGUCAUAGUCAGCGCCCCGCCUCCUGCCCAAGACCCAGCCCUGGCCACGCCCGUCACCAAAGGAGCUGGCCUUGGCGCUCAGACCCCCGACAACCGGGCUUCCCCAGCUCCAGCUCCCCAGAUCCCAGCAGCUGCUCCACUGAAAGCCCCUGGCCCUGCCUCCUCCCCAUCACUACCUCACCAGGCCCCCCUGGGAGACAGUCCCCACAUGCCCUCCCCACACCCUGCCAGGCCCCCUUCCCGCCCACCCUCGAGACCCCACUCACGCCCUCCAUCCCAGCCCCAGAGCCUGACCUGCCCACCCUCCGAGCCCACCCUGCACCCUUGCCCUCCACCCCAGGGUCCCCCAACUCUACCUGGCAUCUUUGUCAUCCAGAAUCAAUUGGGUGCCCCACCACCAGCCAGCACCCCAGCCCCCACAGCCCCAGGCCCACCCCAGCCCCCUCUGCGACCCCCAUCCCAGCCUCCUGAGGGCCCAUUGCCCCCAGCCUCCCACCUCCCUCCUGCCUCCACCCCUUCCGCUGUGGCCUCCUCCUCUGAGCCUUCUACCAGGUUGCCAGUCCCCACACCCCCUGACUUCCAGUUCCCACCAGGCCAGGGACCCCAUAAGUCCCCCACUCCACCACCAGCCCUCCAUUUGGUCCCUGAGCCCACGGCACCCCCUCCUCCACCACCUCGGACCUUCCAGAUGGUAACUGCCCCCUUCCCAGCGCUGCCCCAGCCAAAAGCACUUCUGGAACGAUUCCACCAGGUGCCAUCUGGGAUUAUUCUCCAGAAUAAGGCUGGGGGUACUCCCACCACCCCACAGACAUCCACCACCCUGGGGACCCUCACCAGUCCUACUGCCUCUGUGCUAGUCAGUGGACAGGCACCACCUGGGACUCCUGCUGCCUCUAGCCAUGCCCCAGCCUCCACACCUAUGGCCACCACAGGUCUCCCUCCUCUACUUCCUGCCGAAAACAAAGCUUUUGCCAGCAACCUUCCAACCCUGAGUGUGGCCAAAGCUACUGUGUCUGGGCCAGGGAAGUCCCCAGCGAUGCAGUAUGACAGCAAGUUGGGUAGCCUGAAGAAACAGCCCCUUCUGCAACCCAGCAAAGAAGCCUGCUUCCUGGAGCAUCUGCACAAACAUCAGGGUUCUGUCCUGCACCCUGAUUACAAGACAGCUUUCCCCUCCUUUGAGGACGCCCUCCAUCGCCUCCUGCCCUACCAUGUCUACCAAGGCGCCCUCCCCUCCCCCAAUGACUACCAUAAAGUGGAUGAAGAAUUUGAGACUGUCUCUACGCAGCUGCUCAAACGUACCCAGGCCAUGCUCAAUAAAUAUCGGCUUUUGCUUCUGGAAGAGUCCAGGAGAGUCAGUCCUUCCGCAGAGAUGGUUAUGAUCGACCGAAUGUUCAUUCAGGAGGAGAAGACCACCCUUGCCUUGGAUAAGCAGCUCGCCAAGGAGAAACCUGAUGAGUAUGUGUCUUCCUCCCGCUCCCUUGGCUUCCCUGUCCCAGUGUCUUCCGAGGGUCACCGGCUCCCCAGCCACGGCCCAUCUUCUUCAUCCUCCACAUCUGGAACAUCUGCCCAGCCCCCUCCUCACCCGCCCACCAAGCUAGUGAUCCGGCAUGGCGGAGCUGGCGGCUCCCCCUCAGUGACCUGGGCCCGGGCAUCAUCCUCCUUGUCAUCAACGUCCUCAUCCUCAUCCUCAUCCUCUGUCGCCUCAUCCCUGGACGCAGAUGAGGACGGCCCCAUGCCCUCCCGUAGCCGGCCACCCAUUAAGACCUAUGAGGCCCGGAGCCGCAUUGGCCUCAAACUCAAGAUCAAGCAGGAGGCGGGGCUCAGCAAGGUGGUGCACAACACUGCAUUGGAUCCUGUACACCAGCCCUUGCCUGCUCCAACCCCUGCAAAAGGGGCUGAACCUCCGCCACACCCAGCUCCUCCCCCACUCCCACCUGCCACCCAGGCACAGAUGAAUGGCACUCUGGACCAUCCCCCACCCAUAGUACGCAAACCCACGGUGCCUGCGUCCUGCCCACGUCUACCACUGCGCAAGACCUACCGAGAAAACAUGGGCGAUCCUAGUGCCACUGAGGGUGCACAGGGACGGCCGCGGGGUGCGGGCAGCCCCACCCCACUGCCCACCAAGGUAGACGAAGCCACCAGUGGGCUGAUCCGGGAGCUGGCAGCGGUGGAGGACGAAUUGUAUCAGCGGGUUCUGAAGGGCGGCCCACCACCCCCGGAGACCCCAGCCUCUGCUACUAGCCAAGGCCCCACAGAAUCUGGUUGGGAAGCACCCAUGCUACCCCCAACCAAACGACGCAAGUCUGAGUCCCCGGACGUGGACCAGGCCAGCUUCUCUAGUGACAGCCCGCAGGAUGAUACACUCACUGAGCAUUUGCAGAGUGCCAUCGACAGCAUCCUUAACCUGCAGCAGGCCCCCGGCCGGACACCUGCAGGCCCAUACCCCCAUACGGGCCCCACGCCUGGCACCCCCACAUCCCCAGCUCCUCUGCACAGGCCUGACGCCUUCCCACCCUCUAGUCACAAUGGUGGCCUCGGCGCCAGGACGUUGAACAGAUAACACUGGGCUGCUCCUGCAGCCCUUAUCGGGUGCCGCCAACCCCACUUCCAGGAGAGCAGCCUGACAGCCAACCUCCACCUCCCAGGGGCACUAACCCAGUUCCCCUGACAAUUCUUGCCUAAGUUAUUUGAGUCACAAAGGCCUCCCCACCUUUCUGCUUCCACGUUGGCUAGAGAUUUGGGAUGGGGUGUGGGUUUUCUAGGGGAAGGUGGGCUAUAAGGUACAACGUCCACCUGGCACAGCCAGGACAGGGGAUACGUGAGUGUUGUCCAGGACUGGGCUACUAGGGUGAUGCACUGGUAACAUCUGAAUACAAGGUCUUGUCUGUUUGGCUUCAUGGAUCACUGUCCAAGGCACUGAGAGCUGGGAGAGACCUUCAGAGAGGCUCGACUCUCAUCCUGUUGCCCACAGUCCCUGGAAAAUUAGGAAGCAGGGACUCAAGCCAGUGUUCCAAAGUACCUGCAUCCCAUCCAAACGUGCACUCGCCUGAGUCAUCCUGUGUGAGUGUGUGCGCGCACGAGAGAGAGAGCGAUUCCCACCAACCCCAUCCCUCCAGAGGAACAAGACACGGGGUCUUCCUUCCUUCUCCCAAGCAGUCUUCCCUGUAUUCUUCUUGCCUCCAGCCCACCACGCCACGUUUUGAAAUCUUGGAGACAAAACUAGUACUGUAAGAUAAAGAUUUUUUUUUGUACUGUAUUUAUUGUGUAUAACAAUUUUUUAAGGGAGAAUUCUGUACAUCUAGAACUCUUGUAAAUUAAAAGCUGAUCCUUUUUUUUAAAACUGUA